Messenger RNA from Cyprinodon tularosa, 1007 nucleotides. It is a transcript of the gene slx1b, whose product is annotated as SLX1 homolog B, structure-specific endonuclease subunit. The transcript is spliced from 5 exons. Gene Ontology annotation, biological process: double-strand break repair via homologous recombination. Gene Ontology annotation, cellular component: Slx1-Slx4 complex. The coding region runs from base 34 to 819 and encodes 261 amino acids. The record is from RefSeq and is a predicted model, not a curated record. Gene Ontology annotation, molecular function: crossover junction DNA endonuclease activity; 5'-flap endonuclease activity. NCBI's taxonomy places the organism in Eukaryota, Metazoa, Chordata, Actinopteri, Cyprinodontiformes, Cyprinodontidae.
UUGAGGAGGCUUAAACUUUUUUUUUUUUUUAUAAUGGUAGUGGAGGUGGAAAGCUUCUACGGUGUGUACAUGCUUUACUGCACAAACCCAAAAUUCAAAGGCCGCAUCUACAUCGGCUUCACGGUGAAUCCUGAGCGGCGGAUUGGACAGCACAACGCCGGGAGGCACAAAGGAGGCGCAAAGAGAACCAGCGGCAGAGGGCCGUGGGAGAUGGUUCUUAUUAUCCACGGCUUCCCCUCGGAUAUAGCUGCCCUGAGGUUCGAGUGGGCGUGGCAGCACCCCCACUCCUCCAGACGGCUUUCCCACGUCUCCCGGCGUUCCAAGAAGGAGAGCAGCCUGCAGUUCCACUGGCGCGUCGUCUCCAACAUGCUGAGGGUGGCGCCGUGGAGCAGGCUUCCUCUGACGGCCCGCUGGCUCAGGCAGGAGUACAGGAUGGACUUUGACCCCGGCCUGCAGCCCCCCCUGCACAUCCCCAUCGCCUUCGGCAGCGUGAGGGCCAAGAAGAAGCUGCCGUCGCCAUCUGCAGGGGAAGAGCUGAUGUCCACGUGCUUUCUCUGCAAGAAGAUGGCAACGGUGUCGGAGAAGCUGAGCUGCUUCCACCCGUCGUGUGAGAUGAGCAGCCAUUUAAUCUGCCUGGCCAGAUAUUUCCUGAGGUCGGAGCCGUCCAGCCUGCUGCCUGUGGAGGGACGCUGUCCGUCCUGCCGCCGCUCGCUGCUGUGGGGGAGCCUCGUUCGUUACAAGCAAGGCUGCUUGGGAGACCUGGAGGACGUCGCUCCGUCUGCAUCACAGAGCCACUGGGCAGAUGAACUGCAGAUGUAAAGAGAAGAAGGCUGAAAAAUGAAGUCAGUCUGUGCAUAAAUGUUCAUAUUCAUCAUGAAGUGCUUUUUUUUAACCACGUGAUUAAAAAUAUCAUGUUUAAAAAAAAUUCUGAAAUUAUUUUAAUGCUUUCAUUUCUACAGAAUUUGUUCUGUCCUUGUUUGUUUUUGUAAAAUAAAUCUUAAAUUAUU